This is a messenger RNA of Ochotona curzoniae (black-lipped pika), 804 nucleotides long. RefSeq names its product chymotrypsin like elastase 3B (gene CELA3B). Gene Ontology annotation, molecular function: serine-type endopeptidase activity. The transcript has 8 exons. Bases 1 to 804 code for a protein of 267 amino acids. Gene Ontology annotation, biological process: proteolysis. Lineage: Eukaryota; Metazoa; Chordata; Mammalia; Lagomorpha; Ochotonidae. The record is from RefSeq and is a predicted model, not a curated record.
AUGAUGCUCCGGCUGCUGAGCUCCCUCCUCCUUGUGGCCCUGGCCUCAGGCUCUGGCCAGUCUUUCCACAACCCAUCCAGCCGUGUGGUCAAUGGUGAGGACGCAGUGCCCUACAGCUGGCCUUGGCAGGUCUCGCUGCAGUAUGAGAAGGAUGGGGCCUUCCACCACACCUGUGGCGGGAGCCUCAUUGCCCGUGACUGGGUUCUGACUGCCGCCCACUGCAUCUCGAGCUCCAGGACAUACCGGGUGGUGUUGGGUGAGUAUGACCGGGCAGUGAAUGAAGGACCCGAGCAGGUGAUCCCCAUCAAUGCUGGUGAUCUCUUUGUGCAUCCAAAAUGGAACUCCAUCUGUGUGGCCUGUGGCAAUGACGUUGCCCUCAUCAAGCUGUCACGCAAUGCUGAGCUGACAUCUGAAGUCCAGCUUGCUAAGCUGCCUCCUGCAGGGGAAAUUCUGCCCCACAAAACACCCUGCUACGUUAGUGGCUGGGGCCGUCUCACCACUGGUGGGUCACUCCCUGACAAGCUACAGCAGGGGCUGCUGCCUGUGGUGGACUACGCACACUGCUCCCAGCUGGACUGGUGGGGCAUCAGCGUGAGGGAGACCAUGGUGUGUGCCGGCGGGGAUGUCAUCUCCGGGUGCAACGGUGACUCUGGAGGACCCCUCAACUGCCCUGCAGCAGAUGGCUCCUGGCAGGUGCAUGGCAUUGCUAGCUUUGUCUCCUCUCUUGGCUGCAAUGCCCUCAAGAAGCCCACGGUGUUCACGCGUGUGUCAGCCUUCAAUGACUGGAUUGAGGCGAACCUGUGA